UUCUCGGCCUUUUGGCUAAGAUCAAGUGUAGUAUCUGUUCUUAUCAGUUUAAUAUCUGAUACGUGGACCAUCGGUCCACAUGAUAUUAAAUUAAUUUCUUUUGGGGGCAGGUGCCAAUGGCCAGCUUGCUGGUCGGCCCUGCAAGCGUCGCCUCGGUAUUGCACUAACUCCGGGGAAGGCGCACCCCUCCCCCAACGGGGGUCCAAAUAAAAACUGAAACGAGAACAACUCACUUGUCGCAUAACACUCGUUGCGUCCCAUCGCGCGUCGUCACUUGCUCGAAAUUUGUAACGUCAAGUAGAUUCGUUUCUUCAAAUCCCGUUCCCUCGUGUUCUGGCCGCCUCGUAGCUUCCGUUCCCGCGCUCUGCCACCAUUCUCUAACGUUCUUUUUUAGGGACGACCUCGCGACAUGCGAACAAGGUGAUUAACUAAACUUAGCGCCCCCUUUCACACUCACAGCCGAGGCGACGACACCGCACGCGAAACUCACACGUUAAACGACACCGCUUAUCGCCUUGCUCCGCGCUGCUCUUUCCGGCAGCUAUUUAUACUCAAUUUUCUGCUUUAUGGCUGCCUGACUUAUUACAUGCCGGUCUCUCUGGUCGCCAACCAGCCGCGUUGACCGCAACUCCUGGGAUGAAACGGGCGUUGUCGAAGUGGCUUAUCAGAAAUUGGUCGCAACAGCAAACGGACGUCCAUCUAAAAUAGCCGUCCCCGCUCUGCUUCAAGGAUAUGCGUACAGGCUUAUCGGCAUGUGUACUAAAAUUCUCUCUUGAGCGCCUGAAGUUCUAUGAUAUUCAUAUGGAAUCUCAUUACUUGCUCGUCGUAAUCCGCCACCCUCUUAAAUCUGCCCACAACACCUACACCCUGACUGCUGAAGCAGCGGGAUGGGGAACCCAAGCAGUCCGACUGACGCGCGGGAAGCAACCUCGUCACCCCUACCGAAAUCCAUUGUCAUCUUGGGGCACGUUUUACCAGGAAUGGUCAUCUGCUCACUCUCUUCUCGAUUCACGACAUGCUAUUGCGCCCAUCACUCUAUUUCCCACGUGUCCUGCCACAACUGAUGCCUCCCCGCAACCUCGCCAGUUGUUGCCGUCUACAUCACAUUCAGCCGUGUGUUGAGAAGUUCGGACUGCGCACAAGCUUGCCAAAUGUUCCCCCCACUAAUAGUGCCAACCUCCUUGGCACUGCUUGACGCCUGCUGAUCAGCGUGGUUGUAUCUUCCCGCCUCGCCUGUUGAUGCCACUCGCCCUGCAAUGCAUUCUCAAGGUCAGGCCACGUAUUGCCGAUUUCCUUGGCAGUGCUGAGGUUCGCCACGACUCCACAGAUCAAACCAUGGCCUAUGGGUCUGGGUUUUCAGGCAUCUACUUGAAAAGAGAAAGCCAUGCUGCCGCCUGCUGGUCAGAUCAGGGCCUAGAUCUCGGGCGCCUGCAGAAAAUUAGAGGAAAGGAAAACAAUCCUGCCACUUCCUGUGUGUUCCAGACUCACGGGAUGUUGCCAUUCACUUUCCGCUGCAUUAAAAAGCAUCCCAGCAGCAUCUUGUGUGUUGGCAGUAACAAGCUUCUACAUGGCAGCAAAUGGUCGGUCUUCAGCCAGCAUGGCAGCAAAUGGUAGGUCUCCAGCCAGCAUGGCAGCACAUGGUAGGUCUCCAGCCAGCAUGGCAGCACAUGAUCCUGUCUAUUGGCUGCAGAAAUACCAAUUGACGGAUCUGUAUACUUGUUGCUUUCAGCAUGAGAAUAUACAAAACAAGUAGUGCUCAUUCGCCUCAGCUGUCCACAUCACCUCUUACGAGCUGCUGGCCUCAAUCACUCACCAAAUGGCAAUUUCAAUCCCCUUGUGUGUGCACAUGGCAUCUGCACCGCAACUACUUUCCAGUUCAACGUAACCAAGGAGUGGCUGUCACAAAUCUAUCCCAAAUGUUGGAAUAGCGAAGGAAAAGGUGUGACUAGGAAGGGGAGAGGGGAGAUACAAGUAGAGUGUUAUCCCCUCUAAGAGCUGACCUAGUUAGGCUAUAUAUAUGUAUACAUAGCAAUAUAUGUUUGUUGACACA
This is a messenger RNA of Closterium sp. NIES-67, 2050 nucleotides long. NCBI's taxonomy places the organism in Eukaryota, Viridiplantae, Streptophyta, Zygnematophyceae, Desmidiales, Closteriaceae. The record is from the annotation of a GenBank genome assembly.